AUGUCCGAAUCGACCUGUCCCGCGACCGACACGCAGUGCGUCUGCCACGACCCCCAGGUGCAGAAGAGCGCAGCCGCUUGCAUCUCCCAAGCCUGCUCGCUUGCCGACUCGCUGAGCGCCAAGAACGCGACGCAGACGGCGUGCGGCGCGCCCGUCCGGAGCAAGACGCGGCAGUACUACAAUAUGUCCGUCACACUCGGCGUACUCGCCGUCUCUCUCGUGCUCGUGCGCGUGGGCUUUAAGCGGUUCUGGAGCCCGAGCCGGUCGCUCGGGCCCGACGACAAGAUCAUCCUGCUGACGCUCGCGCUGCGCGUGUCCGGCACCGUGCUCAACGUCAAGGGCCUCGCCGACCACGGCCUCGGCCGCGACGUGUGGACCAUGUCCGCGCGCGAGCUCAGCACCUUUGUCAUGUGGCUGUACAUCAUGGAGGUCCUGUACCUGGCGGAGCUGUCGCUGCUCAAGCUGAGCCUGUCGGCGUUUUACCUGAGCGUGUUCCCGGGCACCGGCGUCCGGCGCCUGCUCUGGGGCGUCUGCGCCGACAAUGCCCUCUUUGGCGUCGCGUUUGUCACGGCGGCCAUUUUCCAGUGCUCGCCGAUUCACUACUGGUGGACGCAGUACGGCGAGCAUCCUGGCCGGGGACGCUGCAUCAACAUCAACGCCAUGGGCUGGUCGAAUGCCACCAUGAGCGUGCUGAUUGACGUUGUGAUGAUUGCGGUUCCGCUCAGCCAGAUCAGCAAGCUAAAUCUACACUGGAGAAGAAAGGUUGGCGUCGUCAUCAUGUUCUUGACUGGAACCUUUGUUACGGUUGUCUCGAUUCUACGACUGCGAUCCCUGGUGAGCUUUGCAAACUCCAACAAUCCAACGUGGGACCAGUGGGAGGUCGCCUAUUGGUCGACAAUCGAGGUCAACAUUGGCAUGAUUUGCACAUGUCUCCCCUCGCUGCGGCUGCUUCUCCUGCGCCUAUUCCCUAGGCUGCUGGGGAGCACGACGGCGUCUGGAGACCGUGUCUCGUACGCGCAUGCGUCGCGUGGCCAGACAGUUCUCCGUUCCCUCACAUCCCUGGAAAGCCAUGAGAAUGAAUUGACCGACAUUGAAAACGCAAAAGGCAGCGACUGCCAGUCAAAUCUAACCAAAUCUACUCGUGUGCUGGUCAAGUCGGAGGAGCACCCUUGA
Cordyceps militaris CM01 is the source of this 1173-nucleotide messenger RNA. RefSeq names its product integral membrane protein, putative. Bases 1 to 1173 code for a protein of 390 amino acids. The transcript is spliced from 2 exons. Lineage: Eukaryota; Fungi; Ascomycota; Sordariomycetes; Hypocreales; Cordycipitaceae. The record is from RefSeq and is a predicted model, not a curated record.